Bipolaris maydis ATCC 48331 is the source of this 339-nucleotide messenger RNA. RefSeq lists its product as uncharacterized. Lineage: Eukaryota; Fungi; Ascomycota; Dothideomycetes; Pleosporales; Pleosporaceae. The record is from RefSeq and is a predicted model, not a curated record.
AUGGCAGCGCACUACACGCAGCUACAUAUUGGGGCGAAAAAUGCAAAGCUGGAGCUUCUAAUGUCAAAAUUCGAUAUCAAGCAGCUCCAAGAUCCGUACAACCAGACUCUACUCUCCCAGUACCAUCACGACUCUCAGAUCACCGACAAGUUUGGGCGCUUGCUGAUCUGGAUUGCUACGAAGAAAGGUCACCGUGCAGUGCUGAAAUUCUUAUCAGAAGAGUGUGGACUGAUCAGUCUCGAGCAAGUAGUGUUACCUAAUCGUGAUGAUGUAGUAUAUGUUGAAUGCAACGUCUGUACCUCGCUUGUGAGUGUGGCCGAUCCUCAUAACUACCACUGA